AUGAAAUUAACAGCGCAAAUUUGGAUUAAGCAGGAGCUGGAUGGUGAAGACGCAAGACUUGCGGAUUACUUCGACGUUAUUGCGGGAACAAGCACGGGUGGUCUCAUAACUGCGAUGUUGGCUGCCCCCAAUGAAAACAACCGUCCUCUCUUUGCAGCCAAGGACAUUAACCAUUUUUAUCUCCAGCAUGGCCCUAAGAUCUUCCCUCAAAAAGGGUACAUUAUUAGCAUUAUCUUUAGCUUCCAUUCAUGA
Molecule: messenger RNA, 252 nt
Organism: Thlaspi arvense
Lineage: Eukaryota; Viridiplantae; Streptophyta; Magnoliopsida; Brassicales; Brassicaceae
Source: the annotation of a GenBank genome assembly